Molecule: messenger RNA, 661 nt
Organism: Sinocyclocheilus anshuiensis
Lineage: Eukaryota; Metazoa; Chordata; Actinopteri; Cypriniformes; Cyprinidae
Product: vacuolar protein sorting-associated protein 52 homolog
Exons: 4
Biological process (GO): retrograde transport, endosome to Golgi; lysosomal transport; endocytic recycling
Cellular component (GO): GARP complex
Molecular function (GO): syntaxin binding
Source: RefSeq, a predicted model, not a curated record
AAUGAACUUUACAUUCUCAAAAUCACUCAAAUGUUUGAACAUUUUCAUAUAAUUUUGUUCAUGGCAUCAGAAUGUCUUGCAGGUCAAAACAGUUGAAUCAUUUUGAUUGCAACUCUAUGUAUGUAUGUGCGUAUGUAUUUUUCAUUCUCUCUCUCUUGUUGUCAGUAUGAAGACGUUGCAGACAAGGAUGAUCUGAUGGGGGUGGAGGACACAGCCAAGAAAGGCUUUUUCUCCAAGCCUUCUCUCAAGAGCAGGAACACAAUUUUCACUCUUGGCCAGAGGGGGGCAGUAUUGAGUCCUGCGGAGCUGGAGGGGCCAAUACUGAUCCCACACGCCGCUCAGAGAGGAGACUCCAGAUACCCGUACGAAACGCUCUUCCGCAGUCAGCACUACGCUCUGCUGGAUAACGGCUGUCGAGAGUUCCUCUUCCUCUCGGACUUCUUCAUGGUGGCCGGAAACUCUGCUCUGGAUUUGUUCAACAGCAUUAUGGGAAAAACACUCAGCAUGUUCCUGAAGAAUCUGUCCACAUACCUGUCAGACUGUUAUGACAGUAUUGCGGUGUUUCUCUGCAUUCACAUCAUUCUGCGCUUCAGAGCCAUCACAGCCAAGAGGAACAUCCCCGCGCUCGACAAGUCAGUCCCUCUGUCAUCACAAACGAUCU